AUGGAGUGUGUGACAACUGCUUCGUACUCUAUUGUGUUGAAUAAGAGGUUCAAGGGCUUCUUCCUUGGGAGGAAAGGCUUGAGACAAGGGGAUCCCCUGUCUCCCCUACUGUUUGUGCUGUGCGUUGAAUACCUAUCGAGGCUUAUUCGCUCCAUACAGAAUAAGAAUGACUUUAAAUUCCACCCGAAAUGUGAAAGUUUGGGGAUAACUCAUCUGGCCUUCGUAGAUGAUUUAAUGAUGUUCUCUCGUGGGGAUCUUGCUUCUAUCAAUUAUCUGUUGAACUGCCUCAAUGAAUUUUCCUGCUGCUCAGGGUUGACAGUCAAUCUAAAUAAAUCAAAUCUCUACCUAGCAGGGAUGAAAGGCUCGGAUCUGGAUGAGGUGCUGAGGUUUUCUAGUAUGAAAUUGGGGGAUUUUCCUUUUAGAUACUUGGGAAUUCCUCUGCUGUCUACAAGGCUGAAUUCAGUUCACUAUAGACCCCUCAUCGACAACAUAUCCAAUUUGCUCAGGUGUUGGCCAAGUCACACGUUAUCUUAUGCUGGCAGGCUUAAGAUUAUUAAUUCAGUUGUGCAGGGCAUGGAAUGCUUUUGGCUUGCGAUAUUCCGAUUCCUCUGA
Molecule: messenger RNA, 612 nt
Organism: Malania oleifera
Lineage: Eukaryota; Viridiplantae; Streptophyta; Magnoliopsida; Santalales; Ximeniaceae
Exons: 1
Coding region: 1-612 (203 amino acids)
Source: RefSeq, a predicted model, not a curated record